CCUCAACACAGUUUAUAACGAAAAGAUUUCUGUGCAUACAUCGAUAGUGAGCUGCCAAAUUUUUACCACAUGCAUUAAAUUCGGAAUUGCCGUAAAAGUAACACAUUUUCGGGCAGACCAAUACAAUUUAGAUCAAGACAGAAGUAUUAUCCUUGAAAUGUGUUUCUUUAGCUGUAUAUCGAGGUUCCUGUUCUUCGUUUAUGGCACUUUGGGACCGGCAUGGCACACCUACAAGACACUCAACAGCGGGGAUGAGGAGUUCCUGGCCUGGGCCAAGUACUGGAUAGUCUACGCCUUUCUGGUCACCUUCGAGGUGCUGGCCGACAUCUUCUUGUCGUGGCUGCCGCUCUACAUGCCCACCAAGUUCCUUUUAGUCUUGUGGAUCGUCCUGUCUGCUCCGUCAGCCAAUGUCUGGAUAUUCGACGCCAUCCUGCGUCCGAUGUUGGCCAAGCGGCAGGAGCAGAUCGAUCACUUCCUGCACAGGGGCAAGGACAAGCUCCUGAGCGACGCCUUCUCGUCGGUGACUCAUCUCUUGGCCCGUAGUCAAACCACAGUGCUGCCUUUUAUGUCCCAUCUCUGGUCAAGAUCGAGUACCUCUCUGCCGGACCCUGUGACUGCCAACGACUUGGUGGACGCCACUGGGAGGGGAGCUGGUGGCCUGGCUUCGGAGGAUACUGAUUCGCCUACCGCCUCUCUUCGCACAUCCGCCCAAAAUCUGUCCAGUGGCUCCAGUCCCGUGGACAGCCUGAUGUUCGUGAACGAUGAUUCGGAGGAGAUUCAGAUGGGCAUUUCAAAGGCCACCACCCAGCUGCACUUGGAUAAAUCCGUUAACGAUCUGGCAAAGAAGAACAUCAUGUCAAUGGAGUCGUCUGGAAUCCUUAAUCGCCGCAAUCAACGCAAACCGAGAAUAUCCAAGACGCCUAACAAUGAGUCUGCUACCGGUAUUUCCUCCAAAGCAAAGCUGAACGCUCAGAAGGAGGACUUCCAUGACGAUGUUGAGGAUCUGCUGGCCAAGGCGAGGAUCGAGGCUAAUGGCCAGGAAGUCCGUCAACAACGUCAGCUGACCAACCGUCGCCGUCUAUAA
Messenger RNA from Drosophila takahashii, 1084 nucleotides. RefSeq names its product receptor expression-enhancing protein 1. The record is from RefSeq and is a predicted model, not a curated record. Gene Ontology annotation, molecular function: microtubule binding. Gene Ontology annotation, cellular component: cytoplasmic microtubule; endoplasmic reticulum membrane. NCBI's taxonomy places the organism in Eukaryota, Metazoa, Arthropoda, Insecta, Diptera, Drosophilidae.